GCCAGCAUGGCGCGGAGCGGGAGGCUCCGGUCAGGAGCCGCGGCCAAGCUGAAGCGCUGGCGGAAGGGCCACAGUAGCGACUCCAACCCCGAGACCCGCCAGCAUCGUCUGGCUGCCCGCAGCCGCUUCUGCAGCCGGCCGGCGGAGAAAAGUAAUUUGACGGUGGAUGCAGUGAAGCUGCACAAUGAGCUGCAGUCGGGGUCCCUGCGUCUGGAGCGGGCGAGUGACAGCACUCAGUUCCGUAUGGAGGAGGACGGUGCUGAAGAGGCUGCCACGGAGAAGUCCUCCGGCACCUUCCUGAGUGGGCUGAGUGACUGCACUAACAUCACGUUCAGCAAGGUGCAGCGCUUCUGGGAAUCCAACUCUGCUGCUCACAAAGAGAUCUGUGCCGUGCUGGCGGCUGUGACAGAGGUGAUCCGCUCCCAGGGGGGCAAGGAGAGCGAGACUGAAUACUUUGCUGCACUGAUGACCACGCUGGAAGCAGUGGAGUCCCCCGAGUCAUUGUCUGCUGUUGCCUACCUGCUUAAUCUUGUCCUAAAGCGGGUCCCGAGCCCCGUUCUUAUUAAAAAGUUCUCAGAUGCCUCAAAAGCCUUCAUGAGUAUCGUGUCCUCACAGGCCUGCAGCAACUCCACCUCUGCCCUGCGAUGGGUUCUCUCUUGCCUGGCCACACUGCUACGGAAGCAAGACUUGGCAGCCUGGAGCUACCCUGUCACCCUGCAAGUCUAUCAUGGCUUGCUGAGCUUUUGUGUUCAUACCAAACCCAAGGUGCGGAAAGCAGCGCAGUAUGGCGUGUGUUCUGUCCUGAGGGGCAGCGAGUUCAUGUUUGGCGAUGCAGCCCCUGAGCAUCACCCUGCAGCACCCUCCACUGCCAAGUUCUGUGUGCAGGAGAUUGAAAAAGCUGGAGGUGCUAAGGAGGCCACCACCACCCUGCAUGUCCUUGCCCUGCUGCGGGAUGUGCUGCCUUGCUUCCCUGCAGCUGUGGUGAAGACCUGCUGUGAGACCUUGCUCCGAGUCAUGACCCUCAGCCAUGUGCUGGUGACAGCAUGUGCCAUGCAAGCUUUCCACAGCCUCUUCAGUGCCCAGACCAGUGUGGCCUGCCUGCCAGCUGAGCUCAAUGCCCAGAUCAUCACUGCUCUCUACGACUACGUGCCCAGCACGAGUGACCUGCAGCCACUGCUGACCUGGCUGUCCACCAUGGAACGGGCACACAUCAAUCUGGGCAGGCUGCAGAAGGACCUGUGCUGGGCUCACUUGCCCCGGCUCUUCUCUACUACCAUGAACUGCUUCCUCUCCCCACACUCCCAGGUGGUGUCAGCAGCAGCGCAGACCCUGGAGAUCCUCCUGACUGAGUGCAUUGCUCCCCACAUGGAGGACAUGGGCACUGUGUCCGCAUCUGCCCCAGCCCCUGCUGCCUACCUGUGCAAGAUGUUCAGAUCAGUGGAGGAAGGGCUGACAUACCGUUUCCACGCAGCAUGGGAUAAAGUUCUGCGAGUGUUGGAGAUCUUCUUCGAGACAUGUGGGAAGCAGUGCCAUCCCAUCAUGAGGAAGUGUCUCCAGUCCUUGUGCGACUUGCGUCUCUCCCCACACUUUCCCUAUAUGGCUGAAGUGGACCAGGCAGUGGGGGCUGCUGUGAGCACCAUGGGUCCCGAGGUACUUCUGGAAACUGUGCCCCUGGAGAUCAAUGGCAAGGAGGAGACGCUGGAUUUCCCCCGCAGCUGGCUCCUACCAGUGCUGCGGGACAACGUGCAGGGUGCACGGCUUGGCUUCUUCACCAGUUACUUCUUGCCUUUGGCGGCCACUCUGAAAAACAGAGCCCUGGAGUUUACCCAGGCUGGGAAGAGUGUAGAGGCCAAGAUCUAUGACACACUCCAGUGGCAGGUCUGGACUCUGCUGCCUGGCUUCUGCACCCGUCCCACAGAUGUGCUGGGGGCCUUCAAGGGGCUGGCCCGCACCCUAGGCAUGGCCAUCAGUGAGCGACCAGAUCUCCGCCCCACUGUGUGCCAGGCGUUGCGCACCCUCAUCCACAAAGGCUGCGAGACAGAUGCGGAGCGGACAGAAGUGGGUCGCUUUGCCAAAAAUUUCCUGCCCAUCCUGUUCAACGUGUAUAGCCAACCUGAGGAAAAUGGAGGCACAAGUGCUCAGCGCCGCUCUGUGCUAGACACUGUCCGUGCUUACCUGACCAUCACGGAUCCUCAGAUGGUGUGUGGAUUCUUGGAGAAAGCCAGUGAAAAGCUGACCAGUCCUGAGAGUUCUGAGUUCACCAGACUCUCCAUCCUGGACCUGGUAGUGGCAAUGGCACCCUAUGCUGAUGAGCAGUCCCUGGACUCCCUGUACCAUACCAUCCAGCCUUCCCUCCAGAGCAAAGAGCGCAGCAUGCAGAAGAAGGCGUAUCGUGUGCUGGAGGAGGUGUGUGCAGCUCCCCACGCCCCCUGCCAGGCCUUUGUCCGCUCCCACCUCCAGGACCUGCAGGCAGCGCUGCUGGACUCACUCAAGAGCGCAGCAUCCCCAGCUAAGAGGCCCCGGCUGAAAUGCCUGUUCCACAUUGUGAAGCAGCUAUCUGCAGAGCACGAGCCUUUUGUCACUGCCCUGGUCCCAGAGGUCAUCCUAUGCACCAAGGAGGUAUCAGUGGGGGCCCGCAAGAACGCCUUCAUGCUGCUCGUGGAGAUGGGACAUGCUUUCAUCCGCUUUGGACCCACCCCUGAAGAGGCUAUGCAGCGGUUCCUGCUCCUGAUCUACGUGGGGCUCACUGGCUCAGUCACCAUGAUCAGCUGCACCGUGUUGGCACUGACCCGCCUGUUUUUCGAGUUCAAAGAUCACCUGGAGUUCAGUGUGGUAGAGCAGCUCCUGCAGAACAUCUGCCUGUUGCUGGCCUCCCGCACACGGGAUGUAGUCAAGGCAGCCCUGGGAUUCCUGAAGGUCACACUGCUCCUGGUGGACACCAAGCUCCUGGCCAAGCAUGUCCAGACGAUGCUGGAGGCUGUGGGGAACCUUUCAGAUGACAUGAGACGCCACUUCCGUAUGAAGCUGCGAAACCUCUUCAUCAAGUUCAUCCGCAAGUUUGGCUUUGAGCUGGUGAAGGGGCUGCUGCCAGCCGAGUACCAUAAGGUGCUGGUGAACAUCCGCAAGGCAGAAUCCCGAAGCCGCAAGCAGCGUGCCCUGAAGAAGGCAGCUGCAGAUAUGGAUGAGGAGGAGGCACCACCACGACAGCCCAGAGGAGACAGUAUGGAGGAGAUCCUGGCUGACUCAGAGGAUGAGGAGGAGGAAGAGGAGGAACGGCAUCGGAGCAAGGAGUGGAGGAAGCAAGCACGGCAGAAGGGCCAGGCAUGGCUUAAGGAAGGGGAAAAUGAUGAGCCCCUCAAUUUCCUGGACCCCAAUGUGUCCCAGCGGGUGCUGGCCACCAAGCCAGGCCCCAAGCAGUCCAGAGGAGUGAGCCAUGAUUUCCAGAUGUCUGAGGAUGGACGUCUGAUCAUCCAUGAAGAGGAAGAGGAGCUGGAUGAUGAUGAAGCCAAAGGAGCAGACGAGGAGAUGGCAGAUGUGCUGCAAGAUGUGGGGCUCCGCAGUAAGAAGAGUCAGAAGCGUCGGUUCAGAGAGGAUCCAGAUGAUGAGGAAGCUGAGGCUGGAACGUAUUCUCAGUAUAAAGCUGGAGGCUCUGGGAUCCAUCGGCCCCUGAAGAAGGAGCCAGCCUUUGGUGCAGAGUAUAGAUCCAAGAAAGGUAAAGGUGACGUGAAGAAGAAAGGCCAACUCGACCCCUAUGCCUACAUCCCCCUGAACAGAGCUAAACUCAACAGAAGGAAGCGGGCGAAGAUGCAGGGCCAGUUCAAAGGGCUGAUGAAGGGAGCCCAGCGCGGGGCCAAGGCCGGCCGCAGGAACCGUCUGAAGUCCCAGCGCUCCUGAGAACACUCAGGUGCUCGACCUGUCCCUACCCAAGGACACAGCAUCGUGUUAGUGGAACAGCUGGGUGUCCUCUGGAAGGUGACCUCCGUUUGUUUGAGGCUCCCUGGGAAGCCACUUUGAUGUAUUAUGGACUGAUGGCCUUUCUGGAAAAAGAUGCUGGGUUGCCUGGUACAGGCAUGGGUGUGCGUGUGCGAGAGCAAGUAAUAUGUAAAGAAUUCUCUGUAUUGAUAAAUACUCUCUGUUCUUACCCA
This is a messenger RNA of Sturnus vulgaris (Common starling), 4145 nucleotides long. It is a transcript of the gene RRP12, whose product is annotated as ribosomal RNA processing 12 homolog. NCBI's taxonomy places the organism in Eukaryota, Metazoa, Chordata, Aves, Passeriformes, Sturnidae. The record is from RefSeq and is a predicted model, not a curated record.